This is a messenger RNA of Caenorhabditis briggsae, 237 nucleotides long. Lineage: Eukaryota; Metazoa; Nematoda; Chromadorea; Rhabditida; Rhabditidae. The transcript is spliced from 3 exons. The record is from RefSeq and is a predicted model, not a curated record. Bases 1 to 237 code for a protein of 78 amino acids.
AUGUUCUUCAUUCUCCAAUAUGUAUUUCAGAAAAUUGUGCUUUUCAGGUUUUUGGUUUCAGAUUUUGUAGUACCAAUUGAACAAACUUUUCGGAAGAAGGCAGAGAGAUGGCAGUCUCUUGUCCGGAAGUCAACGGAAGGAAAAUUCGAAGAAGAGGCGCGAAAAAUGCGGAUUAAUAAAUGUGUGAAAGUUUCGAAGCGAAAAUACAGGUGGAGCUCACAGCUCCACUCAUUCUGA